GGGCGGGGGGGGGCGGGUUGUGAUUACCUGCGACAUUACUUCAGCGAAAAAUGUUUAUCGCUCGUCGUCGCGUCGAGCGUCGUCUCCGUUUGGAAAGUAGCUUAGCCGGACCAGAGCUAGCCGGCCAGCUAGCAUGAACUCGGGCCGUCGGCGGUGGUUUUGUUUACAUCCAGUCCCGAUGACGAUGGGCCCGGAGAGGUGCGUGAGCUAACCCUGCUACGAGAGCUGUUUGUGGGGGCAAAGUGACAUCCUAAAAGCCCGGGGGGUCGACCAUCCAAACCGCUGCCGCCUGAGGGUGAUGGACGUGUCCUCACAGGAUCCAUCUCUCAUGGCUAUGGACCUGUCAAAGAGCUACAACCCCCUGACGCGCAGCCACACUGAAGCCAUGGACCUGGCAAAGAAGCCGGAGUGGUACCACCGACGUCCACCGAGCUGCAGCACAGACAUCGCCUCCUCGUACCGAUCCAGAGCCUCGUCGUCCUACAACCCUCUCUCCGCGCAGCCAGGAGCACCCGUCCACUGCAGAGACAUGGAGCAGGGCCCUGAGGCUUUAGGUAACUAUAUGAAUUCAACACUAGCUCCGGGGCUGGAUCUGUACCACGACAGAGUUCACAGCAACCUGUGGCAUCCGGGUUUCUACGGGCCCAACCAAAGCGGCGGCCCGGUUCCUGAAAGCAGCGGCGGAGAGGAGAGCGACAGCGGCUCCGACGUUAUUUUCCUCGUUUCCUCAGCGAAGGAGCCACUCAUAUGCGGUUCUUCUUUCAUCCCAGACAGCGUGAGGCACAUCGUGGAGCCUCUGUCCCCGGCUGUGUCCUCGCUGGACGAAGGGAGAGGUUGCUAUCACCUACCUCAGCCUCUGAGCUCGCCCAGUCCUGACAGCUCCUACUCAGACGACUCCUCGGACAGCUCAGUGGACAUUCCUGUUCAUCACACCAGGCCUGUAGUCCUCCUGUCAGACCUCAGUGCUGUUUAUGGCAACCCUGCUGAAUCUCCCGUCGAUAUUUCCAGCGAAGACAGCGACGUUAUCGAAGUUUCAGUCACUAAUGAAAAGAAGAAAAGCCGCACCUUUCCUUACAAGAAAAAUGCUCCUUGUAAGAAAAGUCUGGUGAGAGAAACUCCACCUCAGAGCGAGGAGGAAAAAGCUCUGCCUAGAGAAAUACGACGUAGUACCAGAAUCAGAAAAUCUCUGUCUGAAAUGCCUCAGUUUACCUGCAGCGUGUCUCGGCACAGUUUGAGGAGACAGGUCAAAAAUGAUGCAGUGGGUAUCUAUAACGAAAGUUGUGAUUCUGACGACGUGAUGGAGUACGCGGUCAGGUUGUCCAGCCCAGAGGCAGACGAGUCGGUCUCGCAGCCAAAUGUGUCACGGAGAGUGAGCAGUGAUUCAGAGGAGUCUGAUGUGGACGUUCGGACAGAGAGUAAAUCACCGGAGAGUUGGCAGCCUAGCCGCAAAGCUUCGCACACAACAAGCCUCAAACGAAAGAAGCCACUCGCCAUUCAUACGACAAAAAAGUUAAGAAGAACCAAACAGAAACAAAAACACAGAAUCCCUCAACAACAGCACCAAAAGGCCUCAUCCUGCAGAAGUGUAUCAGUAAAGAAAAAAACGGUCACAAGACGAAAGAGAAAACGGCGAACUCAGACUGGACCUUCUGCUCUGUUUUCUCCCAGAGAGCCAGAAAUCCAGCUUAAAUAUGCAAAGAUUAAAGAGGACAAAAGGGACAAGAAAUCUGACGGUUUUUGCCCAUUUGUUCACAUGGACCAGAGGAUGUGCACUGUUGUCAACUAUCAAGAAGAGGAGGCGACAGUACGGAGCAGCAGAGGAGGACAUCAGCGGACAGCCACCAGAUCUCUGUCUGGAUUUGUUCCCAACACGUCCUGCUUCCAGCUGGGUCGGCUCAGCCCGGAGAGCAGGUGUCAGGCCACGCUGUCGUGCUGCCUGUGCAGCCAGACAGCCACCGUCAUGGGCCUGGGGGACCUUCACGGCCCGUACUAUCCCGUCAGCCCGUCUGCCGACUGCCAGAACUGCAAGACUGAGCAGAAAGAGGAAGUGAACUUACAUGGACUCGUUAAUAGCCAUUCAGUAAAUUCCUCAGAUGGCGGUUGUGAUGGUCGUGACCCCUCUGCUGUCAAAAGUUUGCUCGACAGCGACAGCAACUCUCUCCCAAAGGUGCCUCCUCGUCUGGAUGAGUGCUGGAUCCACGAGGACUGCGGUAUCUGGUCCGCCGGUGUCUUCCUAGUCAGAGGAAAGCUGUAUGGGUUGGAGGAGGCGGCCCGGCUCGCACUGGAAACGGUAUGUUCAACAUGCCAACAAACAGGUGCGAUCAUGGGCUGUUUCCAGAAGGGCUGUCCCAGAAACUACCACUACAGAUGUGCCCUUCAGUCAGGCUGUGUUCUCAAUGAAGAGAACUUCUCAAUGAGAUGUACAGAGCACAAGAACAAACCGUUCACAAGUGUAACCAGACAGCACAAGAGAUGACGCGAAAGACACGUGGGGGUACUGGAGAAUGAUCCACGGAUCUCCUCAGGGUGCGACGGGAGCUGCCUGACUUCACCUCUGCUGUUUUAUAACACUAAUUAAUGUGUGUGCUCAAGCAGAAGGCAAACCUUCUGGUAAGAUUUCACUCGUCAUGACAGACAGAUCAAACCAGGGGCCACUUUAGGAUUUUCAUAAGAAGUGUCUUUGUUUUGUUCUAUUUCUGUUCUUUUGUAGGUCUUUAACACAGCCAGUUACACCAAUUGGACUGAGCCAAGAUGGGGUGCGUGCGUGCGUGCGUGUUUGUUUGUUUGUUUGUUUGUGUGUUUGUUUGUUUGGUGUGCGUGUGUGCGUGCGUGGAACUGUGUAUUUAUUCCUCUUCUUGAAGAUCCACACUUGGACUAGCCACAUCACAAAUACAGUUUAUUAUUUGAACCUAAUAAUUAUAUUCGAGCUUAAAUGAGCUUUAUUAAUUUGUUGUUUAGAGUAUAAUAUCUUUAUAUGAGGCCACUUCUUUUCUUUCUACUGUUUUUGUACUACUUUUCUAUUGCUGUUAGUGCUUCGGUCAUCACAACAUAAUUUAUUUUCAUCGAGAUGCAUGGACAGUUGAUGUUUGCUACAAUGCACUUUAUAGCAUAAUUUUAAGAUGUUUAUUUAUAUCUGUUUGUAGACUUUGUUCUUCCCUUUCUACUACAGUUAUUUAAAUUUAAUAUAAAGCUGCACUAAGCAAGAUUUAUAUAUAUAUAUAUAUAUAGAUAUAUAUAGAAAUACUGAAUUUCUGUCUAAAUCACAAAGUAGGGCUGCAAAAGAGAAUAUACCAUCCACAGUUACUGAGACCACAAACUGUACAUUCACCAUAUUCAAGUGAAUUAUUAUCUGGUGUCGUGUUUAGAUGCUUCUCUCCGGACAGGAUGUGGAAACUUGAAACUGACAAACAGAACAAAACGUCUCAUAAGCAGCAGCGAGAGUUCAGCACAGCAAUAGAUGCAAGUGUCAGUGUUCUGUGUUUUGUGGGCUGGUAGAUUUUUAUUUUUUUUUCUCUUAUGUCAUAUUAGAGUGAUUUCAGAAAAUGUAAAGUUAAAAGGUCAGUUCAACCAAAUCACAAAAAAAGUCGUCCAAUUCAGAUAGUUUUGGCUUUUAGAGCUGAAACAAUAAGUCGAUUGACCACAAAAAAUUAUUUUAAUUAUUAUUUGUUGUUUUAUUUUGUUUUAUUAUUAUUUUUUUUUCCAAAUAAAAUGCUCAGUAAAAAUACCGAUUCCAGCUGCUCAAAUGUGAGGAUUUGCUCCUUUUCUCCGUUUUUAUAACUUUGUAAAUUGAAUAUUUUCUUAGUUUUGGACUGUUGGUCAGACAAAGCAAACAAUU
This is a messenger RNA of Xiphias gladius (swordfish), 3835 nucleotides long. RefSeq names its product transcription factor 20-like. The record is from RefSeq and is a predicted model, not a curated record. Gene Ontology annotation, biological process: regulation of transcription by RNA polymerase II. Lineage: Eukaryota; Metazoa; Chordata; Actinopteri; Istiophoriformes; Xiphiidae. Gene Ontology annotation, cellular component: nucleus. Bases 299 to 2476 code for a protein of 725 amino acids. The transcript has 6 exons.